Molecule: messenger RNA, 554 nt
Organism: Amoebophrya sp. A25
Lineage: Eukaryota; Dinophyceae; Syndiniales; Amoebophryaceae
Source: the annotation of a GenBank genome assembly
AACGGACCCUUUGCUCUUGCUACAGAGAUGGCGCUCUCUGAAGGAAUUUGAGACCUUGAGCGACUUACUCUAUCUGGACCACCGUCACAGGCCAGCAGAUAUAGGACCAAGAACAAUUAGUGCAUCAUCUUCAUCUUCAUCAAAAGCUUCUGCAACUCCAUCAAGAAGUGAAGAUAUUUCUUCAAAAGUUCGUCCCGCAACGACUGCAAGAAGUGACACUAAUAGUUAUAGUGCCAACAUAAAAAGAAAGAUACAAGAACAUGAGGAUCUUCAAGUGGAAGCAGAUGAGGGAGAAGAAGGAACUCUUGUACUAGGUCGUGGUGUAGAAGAGGUAGCUGAACAAAGGUGGAAGAACAAGGUGGAAGAACAAGAUGAACUAUAUGCUGAGAAGAAGCACGAGGACUCCCAUGAACAGACAGGAGAUGAAGGCGCAGCACAAGAACUACAGCAGCCAGGUGGAGAUGAAGCCGCACAAAAAAGCCGCGAUGCAGCUGCUGGAGAACACGAAGAUGACCAACAGCUACUUCUACUUCGAGAAGAACAACACGAAGAUG